Molecule: messenger RNA, 4476 nt
Organism: Athene cunicularia (burrowing owl)
Lineage: Eukaryota; Metazoa; Chordata; Aves; Strigiformes; Strigidae
Gene: BORA
Product: bora, aurora kinase A activator
Exons: 13
Coding region: 90-1940 (616 amino acids)
Biological process (GO): regulation of mitotic nuclear division; regulation of mitotic spindle organization; activation of protein kinase activity
Cellular component (GO): cytoplasm; nucleus
Molecular function (GO): protein kinase binding
Source: RefSeq, a predicted model, not a curated record
UUUAACUCUAAAAGUCCAAAUUAUAAUGUUCGUGUUUUUGUUUUGUUUUUUCUUCUUCUUCCUCUCUUUUCUAGGUAUAGCUUAGUAUUAUGGGUGAUACAAAAGAGUCUAAAAUGCAGAUAACACCAGAAACUCCAGGACGAGUCACGGUCCUGAAUCCUUUUGAAAGUCCUAGUGAUUAUUAUACUCUUCAGGAGCAGAUUGUCUCCAGCCCUUCAGUCUUUAAAUCAACAACUUCCUCAUCUACACCAGGAAAAUUUAGAUGGUCUAUUGAUCAGCUUGCUCUAAUAAAUCCUGUGGAAAUUGACUCAGAAGAUGUUCGACGCCAAGCAAUGUAUUUGAGUCAUGCUAGAAUUGAUAAAGAGACAGAAGACAGAAGGCAAAAAGCCAUUGAGGAGUUUUUCACAAAAAGACUCAUAGUUCCUUCUCCAUGGACUGAACAUGAAGGCAAGCAAGUUUCUCAGUUUAAUUCAACUAAAUCCAUAGAUCUAAAUAACAUUUCUCCGAUUGGAAGACAGCUAACUUUGCAGCCUGGGAAAAGCAAUGCUGCUUGUCAGACAGUAUUGUCUUUGCCCGUGGAUUUUAAUUUAGAGAAAAUACUAGGUGAAUAUUUUAAAACAGAUGAAUUUGCAGAUCAGUCUCAGGAAAAUCUGAGCUCUUCAUCACUCAGAAGAAAGCUGUUUUUAGAAGAAAAUGGAAGUGUAUCUGGGUGUUUGUCCCCUUCUCUACAUAGUCCAUGUGGUAGUCAGCCACUUGGAGUGCUUUGUUCAAUAGACAUAUCUCCAGUCCGGUGCAGAAGCCCUCUGGAAACAUCUAGUUCAGGUCAGUUUUCGUCAAGCCCUAUUCAGGGAGGAACAAGGGCUUAUAGUCUGGGAAGUAUAACCAGUCCCACAUUUCCAGAGGGGUCUCCUGUGCAUAAUGGUUCUCCUGCUUUUUCACCAAUUGCUUUUCGCAUAAGACAGACACCACUAUCAGACCAAAGAAAAUUUACAUUUCAUUCUCCAGAUAUUCCUCCUUCCUCAAAUAGAAUGACACCCCCAAGUACAAGAAGUCCUUACAUAGAUGGUUGUUCUCCAGUUAAAAACUGUUCUCCUUUGAGGCUUGGAGCAUGUAGAGGAACUGCCCAGUAUCAGACUUCUGUCAUUAGAAUACCUAUUGCAGUUGAGAAUCAUGUUGAGGAUGAGGAAGACAAGGAAGAUGCUUCUCCAACAGAAACUCGUUUCCCGGAAAUGGAUAAUGGAAUAAACUUACGUCAGCAAGAUGGUGAUACUUUUGCACAUGGUACACAUCUCGUGGUAGCAACUGUGUCUAUUGCACCAGCUCACUCAGAAGCUUGUCACCAAAGGUUGUCAUCAUUCCAGGAUGUAGAAGGCUCAAAGGAGAAUAAUACUGUAGAUAUGGUUGAUGCAGCUGAAGUGUUGGAAGAAAACACUUGGAUAAAAGAAACAGUUGGCAGUAGCAAUGCACCAAUGACCAGUUUUAUGACAGGGAUAACUUUCAGUAUUGAAAACUCUCGCAUGUGCAUGUCUCCUCUUGCAGAAAGCAGUGCAAUUCCUUGUGACAACAGUAGUAUUCAGGUGGACAGUGGUUAUAAUACACAGACUUGUGGAAGCAGUAUUAUGGAUACUGUGGGGGCUGAAAACAGUUGCAGAGAAAAUGAUGUGAAUACGAACGUACUUCAGAAUAAAUCUCAGCUGCUUAGAACAAAGGAGUGUUCUGUUUUAAACCAUAAGGACAAUCAGUUGCUGAGAGCAAAAUCUCCAGAGAAGCAAUCCUGUUUCCAAAAAGCAAAAACACAUACUGCAAUAUUUGGUCAAAAUGCAACUUGCAACGUUUCUGCCUGGAAACAUAAAAAUGAAAAUCAAGUUCAGGGAUUUCACAAAAAUGGAAUACUGGCACCAAGAAAGAGACUGGACAGAAAUGCAUUGCUGGGGGGCUGAUCAGAGCAGGGCUGGAGUAACAGGAGAGGGGUGAGUGUCAGUAUCAGACUAAAGUAACACUGGUAAAACUCAGCUGUGACUUUCAUGAGGAAAGGAUAAAACUAGUGUUCCAGAAAUGUGUUCCUGGAAUAUGUGUAUGUUUUACAGUGGACUGCAAACUGGUAAAAAUGGCUACUUUGAUUUUAGUACCAGGCUAGUCCUUUUCACAAGGGAAACUUAAUUAACAGCUGCAUGAAAAUCUAGUUACAGAAAUUACAUACUUUUUCCAUAUCUUCAAAAAGUCUCAUUGUCAUAAUAAAACAAGCUUUAUGUCAAAAUAAGCCUUUUAGCUAUUUUUUGGUAAAGUUUUUUCCUUGAUUUGACUGAAAACUGCAUAUCCAUCAAUUAGUUUUACCAUGUACUUAAGUAAAAUGUACUAUUGGUUACUUUAAAAUUAAAUUCCAGUGUUUACUUCAGUAGUUUUAUUAGUACUUAUCUUGAUCACCUGACUCCACCAGUGUCUCCUGAGAACAUUUGUGUCCAAACUGAUGCUCGAGUGCACUUUCAAAGAAACAUAAGAAGGUGCAAUAAGGUUAAUUAGUUUCAGUACGUGAUUAUGAGAAUGGUGCAGCCUGCCUUCUACUACAGUAAACCAUUACAUUUUAUUUUGAUUUUAGCUUAAUUCCCAGUACUAUGUGUCUUACAGAAAUUACCAAAAUACUUAGAUAAACAUUUAGAAAUUAACUUUUGCAUGCCACUUAUUGCAAAAGUAUUAAUAUAAACAAAACUUCUGAUGUUUUCAAGAAAACCAUCAAUGAACAAAAGUAAUGGAACGGGGAAGGUCUGUAAGCCUAGAAUUCCCUUUGCCUAAUCAAAUCAGAUGUGGUUAAAUUUGAACCUUAUGGAAUUUAUAAAUGUAAAUGGGAGGAAAAAAAAUCCAGUAAUUUUUCUAGCCUAGUGACUAAGAGGGAAGAAGAGAUUAGGGAAAUACUGACAUUUCAGGGCACUGUGUUUGUAGAGCUCUAAAGUAAGCUUUGUUGGAUUCAUCAAAAAGAAAAGUCCAUAUCCGUAUAGGAUAUCCAGUGGUAGGAUAUGGAAUGCAAGUUCUGCUUCUUAUUCUAUUCUACAGCCCACAGAAAAGCUCAUACCAAAGUGAUAAACUGUGGCUGAUGAGUAGCUAUUGUUACACUAAGCCUGAAAUGGUUGGUCAGACCUAAAUUUGAAGGCAAUGGACAAUGUUUUUAAAGUCUCAGAAGGGUUUGGUAUGAACAGAAUGGCAUGGCUUUAAAAAGCAAUGUGCUAGACCUGAGACUUGUGUGCAAGCCUUGUAUGGAUAGAACAGUUCUUGAAAUAUUUUCAUUAAUAAUUCACCAGUGAAGGCUUUCUGAAAAAUAUACUUAAAAAGGGAAACUUCUAUACCAUCAAUAAAGCAUAAUUUUGUUUUAGUUUUCACAUUGCAGAAAUAAUUUUUUAAAAUUACUUCAGAUUUCUAACCAGCAAAGGUGACAACAUGAAUGAUUUUUACUUCCAUAACAAUUUAAUCAAUAUUUCUGUAACACUUUGGAUUGACAGUAAUUGAAUGUAACAUCCUCAAUUACCUACUUCCUGAUCUUGGAACAGCGCCCUAUUAAAAGCUGGAAAUACACUGAAUUGUUAACUUUAGGGAUGAAUUUUGCUAAAGUAGAGAAUGAACAGAUUUCUGGAAAAUGAGUUUAUGGAAUAUGGUAUUCAAAAUGUUCUUAGCUUUAGCUUGUUAAGGUUUGUAGCUCAAAAGCAAAACAAUUUGUUUGAGACUUAAAAGUUACGAUCUUGCGUUGUUCUGUUUCUCAUGAUAAUUCUCUUUAACAAUAAUCAAUUGAAAGUGAAUUUCAGAUUUCUGAUUUAUACAAAGGAUUUAUUUUUGUAUGUGUGAUUACUAAAAUAGUAGUAAUGUUAAUGUAAAGGUGAAUGAGAAGCAGGGUGGUCCAAAUUAGGAUCUGUUUCUGAACUGUUUGACAUGAUAUGUAUAAUUAAGAUGGAGGGGGGGUGGUGUUAAUAAAAUUUUUUUAUUCUUCAUGAUAGGUUCAGUGACCAGAGACUUUCAUAGUAUUUUCAAAUAAAAAACAAUCACUAAAAUAUUUAAUUGCACCCUGUAUAAGUAUUUCCUUAAAUGUAAGGGAAAAGUAACAGCAGAAUGAGUGAAUGUGAGAAUUAAGGAUCACCCCAGAUGGAUUGCCUGUAUUUUCUGUCUGUUUUAUAGUCUUCAAUUAUUUAUUUUAUGACAAAAUGCCUAUUUUUGUUUGUGAAAUUGUUUUGUAGAAGAAACAUACUGUGCAAAUUAUUGUGGAAAUCAUUUGACCAUUCUGCUUCUCUGGCUGUACUUGCAUUGGUUGGCACACAUUGCACAAAAUGGUCAUUGUUUACAUUAAUUUAGGUAGCUUUAAUGAGUCUUUUUAACAUGUAUUGCUGUAAACUAAGUAGUGAAACAGAAUAAAAAAAUUUUCAUACCUAAAAUGUUUGAAAUUUUUUUUGCUAGUUUGUAGCAUCUUUCAUGGGAGUGCUGCCAGAGGCAGGUUUA